UGGCAUCUUAUGCAUUUCAACAAAAUUAGAUGUAAAUUUCAAUCAUGGAGGUUUGUAGCAACAGACAAUAACAGUAACUUAAAGUGCAGAAGAUUUCAAAUCUUGACCACAUAUGUCUAAAAUGGUUUGCCCUACAAACCAACUUUUAAUUAAUUAUGUCUUCUAUAGCUUCUUUUUGGUCCCAUAUUGCUGUUACUGUUCCUGGAGCUGGUCUGAUUUUCGGAGCUUCUUCAAAUCUUGAUUCUGCAAAACUACUAGUUGAAACUGAACUGUUACCAUGGGACAUACUAAUACAGCUAUAUCAAUCUUGAUUUUGGAUCCUGAAGAUGGACAAACAAUAACUUCUGAGCCAAGAAAUCAUAAGGGUUUGGAAAUCUUGAAAAGUAUUGCAUAUGGUGGCUUAACAGAAUCAGUUACAAGCUUAGGCGUUGUGACAUCUGCUGCAAGUGCUGAUGCUACCACAUUGAACAUUCUGGCUUUGGCGUUGGCAAACCUCGUUGGCGGACUCUUCAUCAUCGCUCACAAUAUUAGGGAGCUUAGAAAGGAACAACAGCGAGAAAGCAACACCGAUCCAACAAAUGAACGAUACCGAGAGUUACUUGGCAAGAGAAAGAACUUUAUUCUUCAUACUACAGUUGCUAUAUUAUCAUUCCUUGUUUUUGGUUCAGUUGCUCCAGUAGUCUAUGGUUCCUCAUUCAGGAAGAGUGACAAUAAGGAAUAUAAGCUAGCAGCAGUUACAGCAGCUUCUCUUUUCUGUAUUAUCAUACUUGCUAUUUGUAAAGCUUACGCCAGGAAAUCGCUGCCUAAAAACUACAUCAAGAUCGUAAUGUACUAUGCUGUUGUUGGAUUUGCAGUUUCAGGAGUUUCAUACUUAUCGGGCCAACUUAUCAGAAAGCUACUCGAAAAUUUUGCUUUGUUUAAAUCAGAGAAACCUGCUGCUUGGGCAUCCUAAUGAUGUCCGUUUGAAAUUCAUUGUCAGGAUCUUCUCUAA
This is a messenger RNA of Mercurialis annua (annual mercury), 991 nucleotides long. Its product is annotated as membrane protein of ER body-like protein. The transcript is spliced from 4 exons. The record is from RefSeq and is a predicted model, not a curated record. NCBI's taxonomy places the organism in Eukaryota, Viridiplantae, Streptophyta, Magnoliopsida, Malpighiales, Euphorbiaceae. The coding region runs from base 278 to 952 and encodes 224 amino acids.